Messenger RNA from Onychostoma macrolepis, 8198 nucleotides. It is a transcript of the gene nhsl1a, whose product is annotated as NHS-like 1a. The record is from RefSeq and is a predicted model, not a curated record. The coding region runs from base 2491 to 7056 and encodes 1521 amino acids. The transcript is spliced from 8 exons. Gene Ontology annotation, biological process: cell differentiation. Lineage: Eukaryota; Metazoa; Chordata; Actinopteri; Cypriniformes; Cyprinidae.
UGGCCCAAAAUGAAUUUAACUAGCCUGAAUAACCGAGAUUUCAUCUGAACUGUGGAUAAAUCAGCAUGAUCAAAAACUUCAGUGAAUAUAUUUUUGUUUCAAAUAACAAGUCAAGAGAGUAGGGGUGCAACGAAUCACAAAUCUCAUGGUUCAAAUCAUAUUACAGGUUUUGAGUCACAGAUCGGACCUUUUUUGGAUUUUUAAAAAUUAUUUAAAGAACAUUUAAGUACUUUUUCGAUACCACAGCAAAAACUACUAGCAUAACUAAUAAAGGUCAAACAUUAUUAAAGACAAGUGAAGCGUCGGUAAUAAAAUAAGGACAAAUAAACAAAUUGCAAGUAAAAAAAUAGCAAAGCCACAAAUAAUGCAAGGUCUAAAAUUUGUUUUCAAGCACAUAAAUGUAAUAAUUAAGUGUAAAACAACACUGCACAGUGAAUAUAGAUUAAUCUUUUUUUAAAGUUGUGUUUUGUUGUUUGUUAUUUACAUCAUUGACAGAGAGCAGCAGGUAUAGGCUGCUGUUCCUUUAAGACCAGAAGCACAGAUUCAAUAAAAUUAUACACAUGCAAUUUCUUUCUUCACUGUUUACGUUCACUUAAGACAUAACCGACUAUUUAAGAGAAUCUUUGCAGAGACGGGUAUUGUGAGAUAAUUUUUUGUGUAUGAGCCCAUUCAAGUGCAAGAAGACUCGAAAGAUGAAUCAAUUCUGUGUUUGCACAAAUGCCACAAAUAAUAGUGCGCGAGUACCGAAUUGAGUUCUGUUUAGCCUCUUCAUACACUUGAAUGUUUAAACUGGCUUAUCUACAGCACAUUACAUUAAGACUUUUUUUUUAGUUUUGUUAAGAGUUUUAGUUAUUUUGUACUGUUUAUUAUGUAGUUGAGAUCAAUAACUUGAUUGAAUUUAUGGUGCCUCUAAAAGACUGAAGGGUCAUUAAAAAAAAUCAGCACGAAAAUGAAAUUGAUGUUAAUUCAUCUGUGCAUUAACUCACAGUCAACUCUGUGUCAUAACUCAAACUUCUGGUGAAACAACAGACUUCUCCCUGGUGAUGUAUGCCAGACUUCUCCAAUCAUUUAGCCUGCUUAAACCCUAAACCCUUUCGACAAGCUUGUAUUUAGAUCUGCCUCCAUCCAAUCAACCAAUUCAAUUUUUUGAUGAUCUGUUUUGCUCAGAUGUCUCAUUAUGACUUUAAAUACACCAUUUUCAACAACUAGAAUUUGUGAGAGGAAUCAAAACCAGAAUCAUAAAAUUCCUUACGCUACAGAUGAACACAAAGCUGCAAUAAUAAAUAACAAAUAAUGUUGCACAAUAUUUAUUCAAAUUCAUUCAAAUUGAAUUUGACACAAGGGAGAACUACCAAAUCAGUUUAUUAGUGGGAAAAGGGCAAUUAACAUUUUUACCACUGUUGUAAAAUCACUCUUACAAACUGUUACAGCAUACUUCAGAUUUUUGUAGCCAAUUCUUAUUCAUAUAGUGCAAAAAACAGGGAGAGACAUUUGCUGUGCCACUGAGUGGUCGUCACGCUCUAUAUGAUGGUAGCCACGUUGGAUCAGUGUCAAUGCAUCAUGGCCAUCUGUGUGUCAUCUGAGUGUGCUAUGAUGAACAGAGGGCUCUAAAUUACAGCACUGCUGAUUGGCACACCAUGCUUGGUAAAUACCAGGUCUAAUUGUCCUUUGCUCAAGAAACCCAACUUGAAGGUUUGAAUACUUAAUGUCUACUUAAUGUCGCAAACCCACAGGUGUGAGUCAUGUGCACUGAAUCCAAAUGCAGUUCUGACCAACCUCACGUGUGAAAAUGCUGAGUGGCCGUUCACGGUUCAUUAGAAAGAAAAAAAAUGGAGCAAGGAGGAGAAAGAAACUUACACUUGCUUUAACACUAAAGAAAUACUGCAGCAAUGAGCCCCUAAAUAGGAGUUGGGUGGGUGACCACCACCUUAAUCUCUGCUGAAUGCCCUAGAAUCCUUUUCAAACUCGUCUUGGGCCCCCCAGCUCAAAAGAAAAAGGACAGAGUGAAAGGAGGAGUGGCAGGAGCUGCAGCGGUGUAGAGAAACACAAUAGGCUGAUUGUCAGUGAUCCAUAGUGUAUGGCACGGAUCCAAGUUGGUUAUACCUCCACAGCAGUAAAGGCAAGGUGAGAGAGACUUAAACCUAUGCAAUGCGACAGAGAGACAUGCACUAUAGCUAGAGACACGAGGGGAGGAGAGACACACAAUUGAUGAGCAGAGGAAGGCGGAUGCAGAGAGAGAGAGUACAACUCAAACAGCAACUGAAUAUCCUCUGGGGUGGGCAAAUGUGUGUGAGAGAAAGAGAGAGAGAGGUAGAAGAGGAGGGGGAGUGUUGCAUGCUGUGCCAGUCAGCGUAAAAUGAGUAAAGAGAGAGUGUCGUAUGGGUAGUGGCGGAUUUUUCCCCCCUUUCUCUUCCUCACACUCACUCGCUCUGAUGGUGGACUAAUACAUCCUUUUGCGCAUAUCUCUCAGGGGAUCGAUCACCCGUCACAAUGGUGUUCAUCUCGACCACUCUUAAAUCUGUCAUUAAGUACUUCAAAAAGAAGGCGGUGUCCAGUCUAGAUGAGGAGAGCAAGUGGUCGGUGCACUACACAGCCCCCUGGCACCAACAGGAGAAUGUCUUCCUGCCAGGAUCCAGACCAGCCUGCGUCGAGGACCUUCACCAUCAGGCCAAAGUCAACCUGAAAACAGUCCUCAGAGAGUGUGACAAGCUCAGGAAAGAUGGAUUCCGCAGUUCCCAGCACUACUCCCAAAGCCCUGCCUUCUCUGCAACCAGCCUUUGUGAAAAUGUGCACCUGGAUGAGGAGAAGGCAGAGAAGAAAAAGAAGGCUUCAGAGUCAUCUAAUGAAGAGGAGAAACUUGUGUACUCGAUGCCGCCUCAGACCCCUCUGCUGGAACAUGGCAUGGACAUCCAGAGAAGCUGGACCAGCUGUUUACCUUUGCCCACUCCUGAGGAGAAGAUGAGACUACAGGCCCAGUCGGUGGCCACUGAUAUCAUUCCCAUCAACAUUACAGGUGAGAACUUUGACCUUCAGGCCAGUUUCCGUCGCUCUGCAGCAAACACUGAUACCAUAAUACGAAGACCCAAGAGGGUGCAAAGAAGAAAGACAAUAACAGGAGUUCCUGACAACAUCCAGACUGAACUAGCAAAUAAAGAACAAGAUGACAGAAUUCACUCAAUGUGUAUGGCAGAUCAGUACUCCACCCUCAGUCGAGUGGGAAGCGUAAACUCCACCUUGAGAUGCUUAGACACCCGUGACUCCAGUUGCCAAACAGAAGAGGUGAAGACUGUUCCUCCCUCAGUACGCAGAAUCAGAGCACAGAGAGGCCAUGGAAUUGCUGCCCAAAUGGCCAGCGUCUCCUCCUCAAGCAGCAUUUCCACCACGAGUGACUGUAAUGGUAUUAAUUACACUGAGCUUAAUGACAGUGGUCAGAGCUUUCACAGUUUGCCACGCCAAGGUUCUCACCUCUUGCAUCAACACUGUGAACCAAAGUACACCAGCUCCCCCUACAGGAUAGAUUCUGGCUCUACAAGCUCCUUGUCCUACCAGUUUGACAUGCAGCAUGGUUCUUCAUUGUCACUGCAUAUGCUCCCCGAUUCCAGAAGCAGUACAUUAAACAGCCCCAAACUUGCUGAAAAUCCAAAUUACCAAGGCUCUGAUCAAAAUAAUAGCUUGUUCAGUCUCAGUGGUGCACUACAGAACUCCAUUCUUUACGGACACAAAAGAACAGAGGAUAAUCAGAUGCAAUCACCUCAUUCUUCAGCCCAAUUGCUUAGUACUGCUGAUGCCUCAUUGUCGGCUGUCUCCUCCUGCUACGAAUCCACAACCUCCCUCUGUACAGGCAUCCAUACAGAGACUGAGUCCCAGUGCAGCACACUUGAUGGCAGAAACUGCAGCAGUCGUAACUGUGUCCGCAGGGAUUCCAACUUCUCGGAGAGCAGCAAUCAAAGCUGCAGCACUCUAACCACUGACCAGUGGACGUAUGAAGUUUCUCCAAAGGACAAUGUCACCUCAAGUUGCUCCUCACCUGUCAGCCAUUUAUACAACAGUGAGGAACAUUCUCCCAGCAAGACAGACUCAAGCUCAUUGUUCUCUGUUGACAAUGAAGGCUACUACACCUCCAUGCGCCUGGACUCUGGUUUGAAGUCGCAUAGUCAUGGCUCCAUCAAUAAAGCGGGAGAUGCAAGGCACAGUUUGUAUGAGUGCAAGGACCACCACAGUCAAGGGGAUCGUGCAAGUCUGCACAGCAACCGCUCCCUGACUCGCAGCAUUUCCCUGCGGAAAGCCAAGAAGCCCCCACUCCCUCCAGCGAGGACUGAUUCCUUAAGGCGCAAACCUCAGAGGAAGCAUCACCACAAUGGUCCGGUCCUUAGUGAGCAAUUGAUCUCUAGUCUCCAGCAGUCCUUAGAGCUUGACCUAAAAUCUUGCUCUGAACAGGCACCCUGCAGUGGGUUUGAAGACCCUUGGGUACUCCGACCCAGAAGCCAGAGCACCAUAAGUGCAUCAAGCAGUGGGAUGUCUGCACCAGCUGCUGUUUGUCCGGUCACACCCACACACAGUGAUAGCAGCAGUCAGCGCUCAGACUAUGCAGAGUCCUGGGACUUCUACAUGGAUUACCAAGGUCCACGGUCUGACCAGGGUCUAUCCUCCCAAAUCACAAGAUCUGCAAUUGCUGAGGAGAAUCGAGUAAUCAUAGGCAAUGCACCCUACAACAUUGGAUUCCCAUCUUCCCACUGCAACAGUAGUGGGAUUCAGUCAAAAUUGGCCUCAUCACCUGACAAGGUCCAUCGCCUGACGUCACCAUCAAGUGGUUAUUCAAGUCAGUCCAACACUCCGUCUGCAGGCACCCCAGUUACUUCUCUAAUAAGAGCAAAAUCUCCUGCAGGGAGGCCGAAACCAAAAGUGCCUGAAAGAAAGUCCUCCCUGCGGUCUUCUGUGUCAUCCUCCUCUACAUCCUUGUCCUCUAACAACUCAGAUUCCAUCAGAAACAUACCGCUACCUCCACCUCUACCUGACAUGACCAUUACAUCAUGUGAAUCACCCAGCCUCACCUCUUCCUCUCCAACAGCAGCUAUGGUAGACUCAACGCCACCUCUUCCUUUUCUACCUGACUUAUCCUCUGACUUGGAAGAGAGACAUAAUUCACUUUCAGAUUCAUCCACAACAUAUGAAAAGUGUGACACUAUUGAUUUCCCCCCUCCCCCACCAAAGGUAUCUGAAUCUCUGUCAAGCAAUGAAGGUACAAAUAGUCCUCCACUUCCUUCACAUCUUCCUCCCAAACCUUCACUGUGCAUUCUAUUUCCUCCUCCUCCUCCUCCUCCUCCUCCUCCACCACCUCCACCAUUACUUGAGACGAGUCUUCAAACAGCAGCCAUUUUGGACACAAAGAGUUGUCUUACAUCUAAGAAGGCUGUGGAAAUUGAAAAAGCACUUAACAUCAACCACACUGAAGAGCAAGAGAAGACUCAGAGACCAAUAAUCACUGCCCAAGCUCUUCACAUGGUGCAGUUAAGACCCGUCAAGUUCAAGCAAAUAGAAGAUAUUUUUACAGCAGUCAGUUUUGAUGAUUUUGAUGACCAAGCACAUAACCAUUCUGAAACCAACUCAGGAAAGUCCCUGGAAACUGAGACUACAGAACAAACAUUGACUGCCAUCUGUGUUAGUCAGUCAGAAAAUGGUAUGGCUACAUCUGAACAUGAAUAUUUAGUGAACAAAUUUCUACAAGAUUUCCCUGAGGCAGCAACUGGUUCUUCACCUCCUGGCCCAGAUGAACAUGUCAGCAAUACUGGGCAGAAUGUUUCAGUGUACCUUUCUGAGACAUCUCCAGUUUUAUCUUCCCAUGAGCUUCUGCAAUGCACAAACUCCUCAGCUUCUUCUCAAAGUUCUCAGCUGAAACAGAAGCCUCCUAUAUCAUCUAAGAAACCCAAUCUUUCCCUAAUUAUACCACCCAUUAUGCACCUACCUGCCUCUAAUGGACUCAAGCUUCAACAGGUUCAUGAAGCACAAGAAAUACUUGAGUCAGGGCAACUGAAUGGCACAUCCUCGACAAACACAGUUAAUUUGCAAGCAAUUCCUUUGGACCUUGAGGUUGAGGAAGAGAGUGACUCAGACUCUUCAGACCCGGUGGUCAAAAGCAGACUGUCUCUGAGCAGCGAGUUGUCAUUAAGCAGUCUGCAAGAACUGCAACUCUCUGAUCUCAUUCUUCAUGAGCAUGACCUCGGCCUGAGUGAUAAGGAUUUUGGGCUCUGUGAUGAUAAAAGUACAUCAGAUGAUGGUUCAAGCAGCAGCUCGGGAUCCAUCAGCUUUAAAGAGGACGAACAUGAGGAAAAUGGUGCCGUGUUUGACUCGAGCACUGAAAGCGCAUCUAGCAUUAUCACUAACGGAGCGGCUAUGGGGGAGAUGGUGACGCCUGUUCGUCCCCGUACUACAGAGGACCUCUUUGCUGCCAUUCAUAGGUCAAAGAGGAAGGUCCUGGGCCGUGGCGACUCUGAAGAGGAACGCUGCCGUAACUUCCUCCCUUCCCCACCUGUCACUCCAACAGGCUCUUGCCCCAGCCUAACUUCAUUGCCACGUCAGAACGGCUCCAUUCAGCGCAACCUGCGGCGCUCAUCCACGAGCAAUGACAGUUUUAAAGCUCUGCUUCUCAAGAAGGGCAGCCGCUCAGAGUCCAGCUUCCGCAUGUCAGCCACUGAGAUUCUCAAAUGCACAGACCCCCGUUUUCAGAGGGCUAAUUCAGAGCAUGCACAAUCUGACGGACUGUGCACCUCUCCAACAAGCAGCAGGAGAGCACAUGAAGAGUGGGCACGUACAGAGGGAGCCUUGCCCCGUCUUACUGCUGGACUAACAACCCUAAAAUAUGGGCGUUCACGCACACCACCUUCUGCAGCCAGCAGCCGGUACAACAGCCGUAGCCGCAUUCCCAGUGGGCCAAUGACUGCCAUCUGCGAAAAAGAGGGAGAGAUGGCCGAGUCUACAGACUGCUGCAUUAGUGCUGAGAGUCAUUUUGCCCUGCCCAUAUCCUCCAGCAGCACGGUCUGUGCUCAAGGCAGCACUUAGUGCUGUCAACUCAACCCUAACGGCUUGUUAAAGAUAGCUGUCCAUUCAAUAUGAAGACCGCAGAGGUCUAAACUCUGGCUCGGAGGCCAUGCUUGUGCUGGCCGAUAGCAGGGGGAAGUUUCUGUAAUUCUGUAAGUGUAGAUUUGCUUUUUUCCAUGAGUGAAAGCUUUAUCUUUCAUAAAACAUUAGUGUUCUCAAAAAAUGUGAUAUUAAAAGAGGGUUAUUGGUUUUGUUAAAUCGAAUGUUCUUAGCUUGCUGUAUGCAGGUUAGGAGAAUAAGGAAAUGUACGUUUCCUUGGUGGUAAGUUGAGGGACGAAUAAAUGGAAGCAGAAUGUCAUUGAGGGAUUUUGUUUCUAAUGGUCCAUGCUGAUGUGUUUCUGCCUCUGUGACAAUGGAAGCACCCAACCAAAGUGAGCACUUAAACUCUGAAUUCACAGAACCCACAUCCAGAACACAUUCGUGGAAGAGGUAGUGUCAAUGAAGUAUUGGCAUUAUCAAGCAUGAGAAGUUUGAAGGGUGGCACAUGACUGUUAUGGUGAAGUUGCUAAAGAAUGAGUGUGGAGAUGAAAUUGAGUUUUAAGAAGUGUUUAGAGACUGAUUUAAAAUAUGUAUAUUUUACGCACCUUUAAAUUCUUCAUUUCUUUUCAGUUGUGUCCAACAAUCUUCAGUUAGAGCAAUGAGAGAGAUGGGACUAUCUAAACAGAAAGUUAUUCAGUUAAUGCAAGCCAAUUCAAACUAACUAAUAGAAUUUUAUCUGUUUACAGUUAGACAGUAAUAAUAGUUCGCUAUACUUUAACAGUGUAAAUAACCCAGCCUUUACAAACCAUUCCGUUUCAUUUAUAGAAACUGAAAGUGUCUAUUUAGGUCUCUAUAUUCUUCAGAAGUUGAGAAAUUCCUUGCCUUUGUCUGUCUCACAUUUGCUCAAUAUGUCAAUUUGUACAUUUUUAUAUUUCUUAUUUCCAAAGGGAGGUACUGUUUAGUCCAUUUGCUAGUACUACGUGCACCUGAAUGUUCCUCUUCCCAUAGUACUGAACACCAGCAGAAUGGUCGUAGAGAAAUGGUAAAAGGCCUUGUGAGAUGCAAGUGUUUCUGUGAAAGAAAUAAAAUAUGGCAUUAAUCAUAAACAAUUACUUGUUUUCUGU